Molecule: messenger RNA, 309 nt
Organism: Coprinopsis cinerea okayama7#130
Lineage: Eukaryota; Fungi; Basidiomycota; Agaricomycetes; Agaricales; Psathyrellaceae
Exons: 2
Coding region: 1-309 (102 amino acids)
Source: RefSeq, a predicted model, not a curated record
AUGCCUUGGAAAAUUUGGAGGACCUGCCUGACCCUCCCUAGGUUGCACUCACUGGCAGUUACUCUCGAACAGUACCGGAUGACACGGCUCUGUAUAGGCCUUAUCCGGAAGUGUCACGGAACCAGCGAAUCACGCUCAGUACCAGUUCACCGUGGGGGCGUGAACAACCAUAAGAUUGGCCUUUGGAGCCACGGGACUAUCGGUUACCAGCCCCAGGUACAUCCAUCCAUUCCCGGAGAACAGCUCCGAAAAAUGUUAGAUCGAGCCCCCAUCUCCAUCGCUGCACAGUUGGGAACCUCCCAGAACUGA